Messenger RNA from Paramecium tetraurelia, 336 nucleotides. RefSeq lists its product as uncharacterized. Lineage: Eukaryota; Ciliophora; Oligohymenophorea; Peniculida; Parameciidae. The record is from RefSeq and is a predicted model, not a curated record. The transcript has 2 exons.
AUGGGCUUAGACUUAAGAAGUCCUAUAGAAGAUGGUGUUGAUGAUGAUAUAAACUCGACUGAAUAAUUAAGCGAGGAUUCCGUUGAAUCAUUAGAGGACUUCCUUCCUAAAAUUCAUCAAAAAUCAAAUCCGUCUUGCAUUAUGGAAGAAAAGAUAAUUCAGUAUCUCAAGCAGUUAAAUUUGUUAUUUAAAACUGAUCCAAGAAAAAAAGAGUUUGAAUAUUAUGAGAAAUAAAAAAAAACUAUACCUGAGUUUUUAGGUUCUGUUGAGGGCUCGCCUGCUAUAAAAAGUAUCAAAUUAAAAACUAAAUAAAUGAUACUAUAAAAAAAAAACUGA